UCCAUUUAGUUUUAAGUGAGUACAGUACACGGCGCGAGCGCGUAACACUCAAAGCGGAAAAUUCAAUUUUUUUUUUUUCAUUUGUUGAACGAAUUCAUUGGUGGCGAUUAUUCGGUGGAAUCGUCACGAUUUACUUAAGUAAAAAUUUAAAACGACACGUAGCAUUUCCAACGAGAAAAGUUUACUUCUUCGGUUCUUUUGUUCAGUGCAAAACGAAUUAAAAAGCAACCUUUUUCAGUAUUUAAGUAUAGCUUUUUGAUCGUCUUAGGUUCAAGUUUAAAUACGGAAGCGAUUUUGUGCGAAAGAUAAAAUCCAUUUAGAAAAAAAGUCGAGUAAAUUGAAUUUCCAAAAGUAUAAGAAAAGAUAAGAAACGGAAACAAUGGCAGGACGUGUAGCAUCGGAUUUGGGACCAUCUGCAAGUAACAUGGCAUCCAGCCAAAUGUUCUACUUUUUGCUAGUGCCGUUGUUUGUUCUCUGGUUGAUAUAUUUUAAGCUUUCUCGCCGGAAUUUGAACAAACACGCUGCAAAUAUUCCAGGACCGCCUGGAUACCCGAUUAUUGGCAAUUUGUUCGAUUUAAUGGGAUCAUCGCACAACGUUUUCCGGACCAUUUUGGAGAAGGCCGUUACAUAUGAUUUCAAUUCGGUGGCCAAACUUUGGAUUGGACCAAAAUUGAUUGUGUUCCUGUUUAAUCCGGCUGAUGUUGAAUUGAUACUCAGCAGUCAUGUGUACAUUGAUAAAUCGGCGGAAUACGAUUUUUUCAAGCCGUGGUUGGGCGAUGGGCUCCUCAUCAGUACAGGUCAUAAAUGGCGUUCGCACCGCAAACUUAUCGCGCCGACAUUCCAUUUAAAUGUGUUGAAGGGCUUCAUCGAUUUAUUCAACGAAAAUUCGCGUCAAGUCAUUAAAAAAUUGAAUUUGGAACUAGGCAAAACAUUCGAUGCUCACGAUUACAUGAGCGAAGCCACCGUCGAGAUUCUAUUGGAAACCGCCAUGGGUGUAUCGAAAAAGACCCAAGGUCAAUCCGGAUACGACUAUGCAAUGGCUGUCAUGAAGAUGUGCGACAUUUUGCACGCUCGCCAUCGUAGCUUGUGGCUGCGUGCUAACUGGAUUUUCAAUUUGACCAAUUUGGCUAAACAGCAAAUCAAAUUACUCGGCACCAUUCACGGUCUCACCAUGAAGGUUAUCCGAAACAAAAAGAAUGCAUUCAAAUUGGGAGCACGAGGUUCACUGGCAAGCACCGAAAUCAACACCAACGUUACUGGCAUCGAUGUACCCCGUUCAACGACAACCGUUGAAGGAUUAUCAUUUGGACAAUCGUCCGGUUUGAAAGACGAUUUAGAUGUUGAUAAUGAGACUGACGAUGUUGGAGAGAAGAAGCGUUUGGCAUUCUUGGAUUUGUUGUUGGAAAGCGCACAAAACGGUGCACUCAUCACCGACAAAGAGAUUAAGGAACAGGUCGAUACCAUUAUGUUUGAGGGACACGAUACAACCGCCGCCGCCAGUUCAUUCUUCUUGUCAAUGAUGGGCAUCCACCAGGACAUUCAAGAGAAAGUGGUUCAAGAGCUUAACGACAUUUUCGGCGAUUCGGAUCGUCCGGCCACAUUCCAAGACACUCUCGAAAUGAAAUAUUUGGAACGUUGUUUGAUGGAAACGCUACGAAUGUUUCCACCGGUGCCGAUUAUUGCUCGUGAAUUAAAGGAAAACUUGAAAUUGACCAGUGGCAAAUACACAGUUCCAGCUGGCGCUACAGUUGUUGUCACAACAUUCCUGUUGCACCGUGACAAAAACAUCUAUCCAAACCCAGAGAAGUUUAAUCCAGACAACUUCUUGCCGGAACGACAGGCCAAUCGUCACUACUACGCGUUCAUUCCAUUCUCGGCUGGCCCACGAAGCUGUGUCGGUCGUAAAUAUGCAAUGUUAAAAUUGAAGGUUUUACUUUCGACCAUUCUACGAAACUAUCGCAUCCAUUCGGAUUUGAAGGAAGACGAUUUCAAAUUACAAGCCGAUAUUAUAUUGAAGCGUGAAGAAGGAUUCCAAGUACGAAUCGAACGACGAAAACCGAUGAUGGCAAAGGCUUAAAAAUGCCCUUCGCAGCUAUUUUCACCGAUUAAUAAGCACCAUUAUUUUAAUCCGAAAGCAUACAGAAUUUUAACUUUUAAAUUUUUAUUACUCUGAGCAUUUUAGACGCUCCCCCUGUUUUCUCUUAAUCCAAAAAUAUACACGUUUCUGUUUCAUUUUUUCAUUCGUUUUCGAGCACUCAUGCUUAUAAAUUCCAAAAUGGCAUCACAUCUCCUCUGAUAAAACCAAAAAUUAAAAAAAAAAAAAAAAAACAACGAAAAUUUGCAGCUCAGUAUAAAGUAUAUAUGUGUGUUGUUGUGACUAUGACCCAAUCAACAAAAGACAAGAAAAAUAAAGCUAAAUACAAUAACUAGGCGCUGUGUGUGUGUGCAAAUGUAGCCAGCCAGUCAACCAGCCAGCCCGCCCUCAAGCACAUCAUGAAUUAUUUAAAACAUUAAUUAAGAAAAGUUUAAGUUAAAUGGAGAGGAUAAUUAUACUACUUGAUUCGGUUCUGUUUAACAUAGGUUAAUAAAUAGAAGCUGUAGAAUCAAAGUCCGCUAUAUAUGUAUCCACAGAAGAAAAAAAAAUGUGUUUGUUUAUCUUUCUAUUCGCAAAAUCAUCAUUUUAGUACUUAAUGUACAAUUGAGCAACAAGUUUAAAUGAUUUCUUUCAAUAUAAGUUACAAUAAUGAUAUAUACAUGAACGGAAAAAAUGCGAUAAAUGACAAUAAAAUUUAUCUAUCUAGAAUAAAAAGUACAGUGCA
Molecule: messenger RNA, 2819 nt
Organism: Sitodiplosis mosellana (orange wheat blossom midge)
Lineage: Eukaryota; Metazoa; Arthropoda; Insecta; Diptera; Cecidomyiidae
Gene: Cyp4g15
Product: cytochrome P450 4g15
Exons: 6
Coding region: 380-2077 (565 amino acids)
Molecular function (GO): heme binding; monooxygenase activity; oxidoreductase activity, acting on paired donors, with incorporation or reduction of molecular oxygen
Source: RefSeq, a predicted model, not a curated record